UCCUGAUAAUGUUGAGAAUUGCACAUACAGUGAUCAACAUGUUAUAAACACACACAUUGUAGGAGCUGAACCAGAGAAAUGGAGUGGCAGUGAGUCUGGGUGGACAAUGUAUAUUGGCUCCCCAAUCCACACUCAAACCAAUGAUGUUUAUCAAAUUAGUGAUCCCAAAGAAGGGGGUGAGAAAAACAGUGACAAGAAAGCAAUUCUUGAAUAUUUUGAUGAUGAUGAGAGUGAUGACUCCAUGGCUUCAGAUGCCUCCUCUGGCCCAAUAAGUAGUCAUCAUGAAUUACUACUUCCAUGUGAAGUUGGUGAAGGAGAAGGUAGGCGCAGGCAAGCAGCUAAGCAAGAUCAGCAUGGUAAUUAUUCCAAGUGUUCCUCAGGCAAGAAAGUAGGUUACAGAAAGUUGAAGAAAAGAGAUGAGAGAUUAGGGAUCAAAGAAGAGAAAGAGGAGGAGUUGCUGCACAAGGCUGAUAGUGCUGGCAGUCAUGUUUGAACUUUGAAGUGCAGCAUGCCCAGCAGCAGCAGCAGCCCAAGGUAAGCAAAAUCAACCAGAUGGUUAGAGAGAAGAAACAUAUCUAAUUAAUCAUGUUCUUCUCUUCUUCUGUUUUUUCCCUCUUUUUUUUCUCAUCUCUAAUUAAAGUGUUUGUUUGUUUCUGCCAAAUAUUUUUGGUAACACAAAACAAAGCAAAAUUCUAAAUCCUGCUGUGUGGUUCCAAAGCUUCCACCAGUGUGAAGUGAAUGUUGAGUUCAUUAAGAAUCCAUGAUAUACAUAUUUGGCAGGGGUCAUUGCACGCGCUUUUGCAUCUGUCAAAGUUUCCAGGUUGCAAAACAAAAGUUCCUUCCUACUUGCUCUGUCUUCUGUGGUUCCAAAGCUUC
This is a messenger RNA of Prunus avium (sweet cherry), 876 nucleotides long. Lineage: Eukaryota; Viridiplantae; Streptophyta; Magnoliopsida; Rosales; Rosaceae. The record is from RefSeq and is a predicted model, not a curated record.